Ruditapes philippinarum (Manila clam) is the source of this 4791-nucleotide messenger RNA. Its product is annotated as caldesmon-like. The transcript has 22 exons. The record is from RefSeq and is a predicted model, not a curated record. Lineage: Eukaryota; Metazoa; Mollusca; Bivalvia; Venerida; Veneridae. Bases 137 to 3337 code for a protein of 1066 amino acids.
UCUAUUCAUCUCUGACCUGUCUUUAUUUCGCUCUGCUUUUCUGUGUUAUUGCACGCUUGCUUUUACUGUUUCCUGUUUAAAUCGAUACAAUUAAGUGUCAAGUCUGCAUAUAGACCGGAUUUUGUCACGAUUAAAGAUGUUUAAAAGAGGUCAUUUCACAGACAGGAAUCUACAGAUAGCAUCUGAGAAACCUGAAAACUUCAAAGACAUUGGAAGUAGAUAUGAGUCCACAGACAAGACAAAAAGUGCAGAAAAUGAGUUUUUACAAACUUUUGAGAAUAUUUUGGGCAAAAAGGCCAAUGAAGAGUUUGACGAUACAACCAAAGGACAAACAAGUAAUCCAAUCAUUGAACUCUCAGAAUUAAAAACCAGCACGGACUUUGCCAGGUCAAACAAGAAGAGGCCAGACCAUAUGAACAGACGCAGUAAGAGUGAUCUUACUCAAGAGCUUGAGAAAGCUGUGGCACAAAGAGCUAAAACAAUCGACAUACAAACGGAUAACAAAGACAAGAAACUUCCAGAUAAGGUAAUAAGACCUGUGACUAUGAAUGAAAAUAAGGUCCAUGACAAUGGGGUACAUAUGAGCUCAAAUGGUUCGAUAGAUACAAUAAAGAGACAAAAAGGUUAUGCUGAGCUUUGUGAUGAGUUACAGAAAAAAUUGACUGAAAGAGCCAACUUAAUAGAAGAAGAUGAAACAAACGGAAAGUCACAUAUUGGAGGACCGACGCCAACAGAUCAGAAAACUGUUACGCCAACCGAUCAGAAAACUGUGAUGCCAACCGAUCAGAAGACUGUGACGUCAUCAGAUCAGAAAACUGUGACGCAAACAAAGCAGAAAACUGUGACGCAAACAGAGCAGAAAACCGUGACGCCAACAGAUCAGAAAAUUGCGACGUCUUCAGAUCAGAAACCUGUGACGCAAACAGAGCAGAAAACUGUGACGCCAACCGAUCAGAAAACUGCGACGCCAACCGAUCAGAAGACUGUGACGUCAUCACAUCAGAAAACUGUGACGCAAACAAAGCAGAAAACUGUGACUCAAACAGAGAAGAAAACCGUGACGCUAACCGAUCAGAAAACCGCGACGCCAACCGAUCAGAAGACUGUGACGUCAUCAGAUCAGAAAACUGUGACGCAAACAAAGCAGAAAACUGUGAUGCAAACAGAUCAGAAAACCGUGACGCCAACAAAUCAGAAAAUUGCGACGUCUUCAGAUCAGAAGACUGUGACGUCAUCAGAUCAGAAAAAUGUGACGCAAACAAAGCAGAAAACUGUGACGAAAACAGAGCAGAAAACCGUGACGCCAACCGAUCAGAAGACUGUGACGUCUUCAGAUCAGAAAACUGUGGCGCAAACAGAGCAGAAAACUGCGACGCCAACAGAUCAGAAAACUGUGACGCAAACAGAUCAGAAAACUGAAAAUGAUUCUACUAUAUCAGAUAAGACAAUUCCGAUUAGACGAACAAAGUCAUUGGAUGGUGUCAAAACUCCAAUACAGAAAGAUGAUAAGGCUUCCACUCCCACGAAGGGAACUAAGAAUAGAUGGAGCUAUACUGAUGGUACAUGGAUCAAGAAAGAAGUACAUGUAAAAGACGAUUCUGUUGAUCAACAAGCGGCUCUUGAAAUUAAACAGGUGACAGAGUUGAAGGAAGAUUCUAUUGAUAUAAAGAAACAAGAAGAGGAGCAAAGGAAAGAUGAAAAGGAAAAGGAGAAAAACAGUGAGAAAGUAGAAGUGAAGAAUGAGAAAAAUAAGAGCCGAGGAGAGAGUCAACGCAGAAAAUGCCUUGAUGUCAAAGAUCUAGAGAAAGCUCUGGCCAAUCAAAAAAAGGCAGAUACAACCAACGAACAAACAAAUACAAAAGAUUCAAAACUUUCAAGUCAGAAAACCGAACAUGUUGCUGAUGUGGUAUAUGAGGUACCGGAAUGUACACCAAGCAAGCAAGAUGAGACUGGUUUUAAUGAUCAACAAACGGCACCUAAAAUUAAUCAAGUUGAUCAACCAGGAGGAAAAACAUACCAUGAUGUAAACAAUUCACCGGGAAAGGUAACAGGUUGUACAUCAGCCUACCAAGAUUUUGUCGAUGAGAGAAAAACGGCACCUGAAAUUGAUCAGUUGCCAGAAGAGAAAACUGAGUCUGCAGUGAUUGAUUCAGUGAAGGAAAUGAGGUGUAAGUGGAGCAAGGAAGUAAAAGGCAAUUCUAGGAAUCAACAGCAGAUACCUGACAUUAGACAGGUGCCUGGGAAGAAAACAGACUUUAAUGAUGAUAAUAAGCCUGGAAAGGCAGAUGUGCCUCAAAAUAAGCCGACUUUACCCCCAAAGCCAAAGGACCUUCUUCUGGAAAUAGAAGAAGACGGUGCAGAUUCAGACGGAUAUUCUACAAUUGAUAGAAUGAGCUCCGUUUCCCAGAAUGAGUCAGGUGUUUUCGAGUCUUCAUCGGGAUCGUCAGAUAUUGAUCACUCUAGAAUUGAGUAUAUGUUAGACGUAUAUAUGCAGUUCAUUAAGCAUCAGGUCAAAGUAACUGAUGUAAUUGAUCACCUGCAUUUCCUUAGCGACCGAGAAAAAGAUAUUGUUCUUAGUAAGCACAAUUUCUGUCAGUCUGAUGCAUUUGAGCUUCUAAUAGAAAUGAUUAAGAAGAAUGAGUUCAAAGGAAAGUGGCAGACAUUCCGAAACGCGCUUGAUAUUAAAGAGUUUCAGCACAUAAAACUUCUAAUUGAUGGGAAAACAGAGAUGGAUCAUACCUGUAAUAGGCGACUGCUUAAGCUUGUUAAGCCGGAGCUAGCGAAACGCAUAGAUGUGCAAAGUUUUCUUGACAUAGCUUUUGAAAAAGAGCUUUUGACAGAUGAUGACAAAUGUCUUGUGGAUGCGCAGUUGAGAGAACACGGGGAAAGUGCAGCAGUUGAAGUAAUAUUAGACAAGAUCCACACACAUAAAAAAGAUUGGAACACUAUACUAAUUGAAAUCCUUCAAAUGGAGAAAUUCUGCCUUGGAGACAUUGCUGAGCUAUUUAAAGAUAUUGAAAUGAAGGAACAAAAACCGUCAGCUAAAGGUACGAAGAAACGAACAAGAAAGGAUAUACGAAGCAAGAGCAAUAUCGAAAUGGACUGGCGCUAUCGAUACUUCAUGGAAUUCGACAACGUCUCUUUUAAGUUGUCAAUGCUCGGCAAUACCGAAGGCCAAAAUGGACCAACAAGUGAUGAUUUUAAAGAUCUUACGUUGGAGAUGAGGAAACUACGGGAAACAAUAGAGAAACUUGAUGAUUUUAAAGAUGAUUUUAAAGCUCAUAUGUUGGUAAUGAGGAAACUAUUGGAAACAAUAGAGAAACAAAUGCGAAUGUGAUUACAUUGAAGUAAUUUUGAAGGAAUGUUAGUCAACUAAGUGUAUGAUUCAUUUGUAAAUAAUCUUUCACAACGUAGUCCAAUAUAUGUAGUAUCUUAUUCUCGUUGCAUUUAUGAUGGUUAAGAAGUCUACUUAAGGAAGUCUGUAUUUAGGUGUAAGGUUGCAUUAUGUCUUUUUUCUAACAUACUAUGCACAGACUAGUUCUUUGUUUUGUAAAAUAGAUGAAUAGUGAGUUUGAUGUUAAUUGUAAAGAUACUCUUUAAAAAAGAGGGAAACCAUGUUAAAGUUUUGAUAUGGCCUAAAUUAUGAUAAUCAGAGUCAAGAACCAAGGUAUUUGAAUUUUAUAUUGCUUCUUACUUUUUAUACUUAUAUGAAUAUAUGAAAACAGUAGGACUUGUUUUAUCAAAAAAUUCAUAUAGUUUAUCAAUUUUGUUUUUGUUUUGUUUAGUGAAUUAUAACCAUGUUAUUUUCAUAGUCAUACAUUGUUUACCUUAUCGUAAAGUAAUAACAAAAUGUAUGCAAACUAUAUGUAUAUUUCAUGAUAUUGAUCGUUGCAUUUUUGAGACAUUGCAUUUUCAUCAUUCUAUUAUUUUUUGUACUUUUCAUAGCAUUUAUUGACGUUUAAGUUGAAAUUCAGGUCCACCGUUAUUAAACAAAAUUUGUUUGCUCCUGACCUUUGUUCUUGUGGAUUUAUCGUUGAUAAUAUGUUUACGUUUGUUAGUUAAAGUUAUGAUUUCAUCGUUCCUGCACAUUCUCAGCCCAAUGAUUCAUUUCAUUUCUUUACAUAGUGUUUCUGUUUCAGUUUAUUGCGAUGCCUUGUCGUUGCCAGGUUACUGUUCCAUGCCAAUUAAUAUAUUUACUUAUAUUAUGAUCUCGAUCUUAUCUAUGGUCAGCUUUGUUUGGUUGUCGUCUCCUUUUUCAUGUGUGUUACGACAGGUGUUUUUGUCAAGAUUUGUAUUAGUUUUUUAUUAUUUCUUGUAACAAUAUACUACCUCGAAAUGCAUCACAUUUUAUCCGACAAUCUUUUGGCCUAAAUAUGUAAAAUUGGUCCGUAGAACGAAUAAUUCAUUUAUUACAUAUGUGAGCCGAAUGACAUGAUAGGCUUUAUGACUUAAAAACGUAAAAAUGUGCUGUUACUUUAGGAGGAGAAUUGAUUCAAGACAUUACUAUGGGGAAAAACAUUAACUUCACAUUGUUAUUCACAUGAUAUGUUUUUACUUUGAAGGUUAUGAUUUCUUUAUCUCAGUCUUUGCUGAAUUCUAUUCAGUAUUUAGACUUUGUUUAGUAUUUGAAUGUUACUGUGUUUUGAAAUAAUCAUAAUUAAUCAUUGUACAUACGGGUUAAGUUUUUUAUUAUGAUAAGAUUUACCUGAUUUAUAGUUUAUUAAUGAGACAUAUGAGCCGCGUCACGACAAAACCAACAUAAUGGGUUUGCGACCAGCAUGGAUCCAGACC